AUUUGGCUGACCGAGCUCAGAAAUUCGAAAUCGGCUGUGGGCUCAGCCGCAAGGCAUUCCGACUGGGUCGUUUCUUGACCGGUUUCAACAACCUCCGGACAACCCAAUACUCCGACUGGAAGGUGACAACGCUCUCCGUGGUCGGCAGUGCUGGUGAAAUGGUUUACUUCUUCUUUGAUCACCUCACAUGGAUGUCCAAAGUCGGCCUGCUUGAGCCAAAACUAGCCG
Messenger RNA from Closterium sp. NIES-65, 228 nucleotides. The record is from the annotation of a GenBank genome assembly. Lineage: Eukaryota; Viridiplantae; Streptophyta; Zygnematophyceae; Desmidiales; Closteriaceae.